AUGCGUCAGUGGGCUUCGCUCGCCGCAGCUGUUGCGCUGCUGGCCAACGGCGCCGUCGCGCAGAACAUGCUGCGCUUCGCCUGCUCCCAGCUGGUCGUCGACCGCGUCGACCCCUUGGUUAACCCCGGCCAGCGCUACACACCACACCUGCAUCAGAUCGUGGGCGGCAACUCGUUCAACCUGACCAUGACCCCCGUCGAGCACGACCUGGCCAAGCUGUCGACAUGCACCUCAUGCACCUUCGCCCAGGACAAGUCCAACUACUGGACCGCUGUCAUGUUCUUCAAGGCCAAGAACGGCUCUUACCACCGCGUGCCCCAGGUCGGAAACGGCGGGCCGCAGGGCCAGCUCGUCAACAAGGGCGGCCUCGACGUCUACUACAUCCCCAGCGGCAAGGUGACGGCCUUCAAGCCGGGCUUCCGCAUGCUGGCAGGUGACGCCACCAACACCGACGACAACAAGGUCUCCAAGGGCAACAUCUGCCACCGCUGCUGGACGUCGACGAACGAGAACAACUUUGUGGGCGGCGCUCCCUGCACCGGCUCCGACACGGUCGCCAUCCCCCAGGACACCAAGUGCAAGAUGAUCCGCCAGACCAUCAUCUUCCCCGCAUGCUGGGACGGCAAGAACCUCGACUCGCCCGACCACAAGUCCCAUGUUGCCUACGGCCAGGGCUCCGGUGCCACCGGCGGCGGCGCCUGCCCGUCCACCCACCCCGUCAAGCUACCCCAGGUCAUGUACGAGCUCAUGUGGGAUGUGAGCAGCUUCGCCGACAGGAGCAUCUGGCCCGACUCGGGCCCGGCCUUCAUCUACAGCAUGAACCUCGGGUAUGUUGGCUCGGCCGCCCACGGCGACUACCUCUUUGGCUGGGAGGGCGACAGUCUGCAGAAGGCCAUGGACAACGGCUGCAACCUCAACAGAGACUGCCCGGCCGCCGGUCUCACGGCGCAGAGCCCCGACGUUUACAGUGCCUGCACCGUCAAGCAGCAAGCGCCCGAGCCCGUCGACGGCUGGCUCAAGGCGCUGCCGAUGGGCGACAUGCCCAUGAAGGCUUAG
Molecule: messenger RNA, 1056 nt
Organism: Thermothielavioides terrestris NRRL 8126
Lineage: Eukaryota; Fungi; Ascomycota; Sordariomycetes; Sordariales; Chaetomiaceae
Exons: 5
Coding region: 1-1056 (351 amino acids)
Source: RefSeq, a predicted model, not a curated record